AAAAUCUCAACCAGCCACAUUGGACCGUGAUAAUUCGAAGCUACACUUAAAAGAAUUAAUUUUCUCAGCUCUUUCGGAGACCUAAAGAAAGAAAAAAUAAUUGUCUCAUGUCGAAAAAAGAGCCGAAAAAAAGCGAACCCGAAUAUAAGAUGGAAACCGUUGCAAUGGAUCCACGUUUUCCAAAUUCGAAUGUAACGCGGCAUUGCUGGUUUUCCUAUGUGGAAUACCAUCGCUGUCAGAAGAGUCGUGGUGAAGGCCAUGAAUCAUGCCAAUAUUUUAAUAAAGUUUUCAAAACAAUGUGUCCCAAUGCCUGGGUACAAAAGUGGGAUGAACAACGGGAAGCUGGUGUUUUUCCUGGCAGAAUUUAAAUUUGAAUGAGUUUAUAUUAUAUCAAUUAUUGUUAAUUGACAAAAUUAUACAAUUCUCAAAACGCUUCAUGCACACCCACACCCACCCACAUACACCUAAAGCAGCGCCACAUGAAAACCACUUUUUCACCUAUUUAAUAUAAAUCGCUUUAAUAAACAUGAUUUCAGUACGUCG
Molecule: messenger RNA, 543 nt
Organism: Anastrepha obliqua
Lineage: Eukaryota; Metazoa; Arthropoda; Insecta; Diptera; Tephritidae
Exons: 2
Coding region: 108-368 (86 amino acids)
Cellular component (GO): respiratory chain complex IV; mitochondrion
Source: RefSeq, a predicted model, not a curated record